This is a messenger RNA of Cynoglossus semilaevis (tongue sole), 3490 nucleotides long. It is a transcript of the gene pax2b, whose product is annotated as paired box 2b. Gene Ontology annotation, molecular function: RNA polymerase II cis-regulatory region sequence-specific DNA binding; DNA-binding transcription factor activity, RNA polymerase II-specific. Gene Ontology annotation, biological process: regulation of transcription by RNA polymerase II; anatomical structure development. Lineage: Eukaryota; Metazoa; Chordata; Actinopteri; Pleuronectiformes; Cynoglossidae. Bases 963 to 2213 code for a protein of 416 amino acids. The transcript is spliced from 13 exons. The record is from RefSeq and is a predicted model, not a curated record.
UUAGAAAAUGCUGUAAAUCGGUAGGAAAUUUAAAAAAAAUACUGGGUAAAAAUGUAUUUUAUCAAAAUAAAAACUUAAAAAUUUAAAAAAUAUAUAUAAAUAUCAUAUUCCGAGCUAAGAUUCCACUCCGUGUUUCUUCUCUUGUCUGUGUCGGUGAGACCCUGAGACCCUCAGACCUCCUCACUUAGACCCAUGUUUCUCUCUUUCUCUCCCUCUCUCUCUUUCCUUCUUCUUGCGUGUGCGUAUCACAAAGUGUUGGCAUCUAUUGCCUUUGUCUGACAAGUCAUCCAUAUAAGCAAAAGGGGGGUCUGCAGAGGGGAGGCGAGGAGGGGGAGGAGGGGAGCGUUGCAGCUUUUAGAACCACACAGACACAGACAGGGGCUUCAUUUCCAGCCCAAAGAUCCAGCCUCACGCAUCCACAGCGCAGCGCGCAAGAGAAACCCGAUGCUUGCUCUCUCCGCCGCCGCUGCCGCCGCUGCCGCCGCUACCGCCGCCCGUGACGCGUGAAUCCAAGGCCACCGGGACUGAGGAGAUACCAGACCAUCCACGCCGGAGCUCAGACCUUCCGUUCCGUCUCCUGAGUAGCGUUGACUCGGUGUGAGAUUUACCUUCAUUCAGCACAGGCUUUGUUAAAAAAAAAAAAAAAGAAAAAAGAAAAAGAAAAGAAGAAAAACACCCAUGAACUGAGCACAGGUCGUGUUCGUCCGAAACUAGCCCACGGUCAUGCUGCGCACCUGCCAGACCUCCGCUCCAAGACCGGACUGCUGAAGAGAGGAAGGGCAACUUUUGGGAGGAAGAAGUUGCCAUCAAAUCGUUUGUUCGUCCAAAUCCCGCGGGGGACGGAGGGGGCACGAACGGUCCCUCCAUCGAGUAGAAUAAACCCUUUUUCUUCACAUUUUCAUCCUUGAUAGGAAGGCGACACGGCGACUUCAGUUGAUUAUCUCUCUUUCCUUUACUAUCCAAUGGAUAUUCACUGCAAGGCAGACCCCUUCACUGCGAUGCACCCUGGGCACGGAGGUGUGAACCAGCUCGGCGGCGUGUUUGUGAACGGCAGACCCCUCCCUGACGUGGUCAGACAGCGGAUAGUGGAGCUGGCCCACCAGGGAGUCCGGCCCUGUGACAUCUCCAGGCAGCUGCGGGUCAGUCACGGCUGCGUCAGCAAGAUCCUGGGCAGAUACUAUGAGACAGGCAGCAUCAAACCAGGGGUGAUCGGUGGGUCGAAACCUAAAGUGGCCACACCAAAGGUGGUGGAAAAAAUCGCAGAUUACAAGAGACAAAAUCCCACCAUGUUUGCCUGGGAGAUCAGAGACAGACUGCUGGCAGAGGGGAUCUGCGACAACGACACUGUCCCCAGCGUCUCAUCCAUUAACAGGAUCAUCAGGACAAAAGUCCAGCAGCCUUUCCAUCCGUCUCCUGAUGGGACAUCCCUGUCCACACCAGGCCACACUAUAGUACCAAACACAGCGUCUCCGCCUGUAACCAGCGCCUCCAAUGACCCAGCUGGAUCCUACUCCAUCAAUGGAAUUCUGGGUAUUCCUCGAUCCAAUGGCGAAAAAAGGAAAAGAGAUGAAGUGUUAAUACAGACUGAUCCUUCGCACGUUAAGAAAAGUUCGGGAAAUUUAUAUGUGUCUCGAUUGUUGCUCUUUCUUCUUAUAGAUGGUUCAGAUGGUUCUGGCCCAAACAGUGAUUCUCAGGGUAGUGUGGAGAGUUUACGGAAACACCUGAGGGCAGAUGCCUUUACCCAGCAGCAGCUGGAAGCGUUGGACCGGGUCUUUGAACGCCCUCCGUACCCUGACGUCUUCCCUACCCCGGAGCAUAUCAAACCCGAACAGGCUAAUGAGUACUCGCUCCCUGCCCUGAAUUCCAGCUUGGACGAAGUCAAACCCAGUUUAUCCUCCAGCGCCAACCCAGACUUGGGCCCCAGUGUGUCGCAAAGCUACCCUGUAGGUCGAGACAUGGCUAACACAACCCUACCAGGGUAUCCACCUCACGUCCCCCCCACAGGCCAGGGCAGCUACCCAACCUCCACACUUGCUGGAAUGGUUCCUGGGAGCGAGUUUUCGGGGAACCCCUACAGUCAUCCACAGUACACGACCUACAACGAAGCCUGGCGAUUCAGCAACCCAGCAUUACUAAGUUCCCCUUAUUAUUAUAGUGCCGCAUCGAGAGGCUCCGCCCCUCCCACUGCUGCCACUGCCUAUGACCGUCACUAGUUACCAUGGAAACCAAAUCAACCUGCAGGACCAUGGCCUCAGCCUCCAUAUUGCUCCCGUGUGAGCGGCAUGGUCCAGUGGACACUGAGCAACUGCGCAUUAAAAUGUUCCUCACACUUAAAAAAAAAAAAACCCAACAUUUCCCGAGGAGAACCCAGACGACUUCCUUCCUCUUUCUUCGUGGCAUUUUUGGACACUUAAAGCCAAAAAAAAUCUACCAGACACCACCAGAGACACUCAGAGAUGCUACACACAACGGCUAAUCGACCUGUUUUUUUAUUUAAAAAAAAGAGAGAAAAAAAGAAAAGAAAAAGGACUGAAAACAAAAAAUAUCCUGAAUUUAUUUUCCCCCUGUAGCAGUGUCAGAGUUUUACCCCAUCCUGGAUCAAUAUUCCACAUUCCUUUCCUCCGAGGCUCUCAGCAGGGAUGCCGUCCAGAGCUGAAAUUGUAGCAGCAGAAGCUUUUUUUUUUUUUUUUUUUGCUUUUCUCACCCCUCAACCAAUCAACUCAAACGGCAGCAUAGUUGCGAUGGAAGAAGAUUCAGCAACACGUGCAGACUGCGUCUGGCCAGUGUUUUAUUAUUAUUAUUUAUUCAUCAGAACAGUCAUCGACCAAACAUCCAGCAUGACCUUCGAUGCCAUGAGAAGAUUAGGACAUGAACUCUGUGAAACACAAUCAAGAUGUAAAAAUGAAAAAUGAACUAAAUAAAGAAACAUCGGUUUGAAACUAGACAACGCCGUGGCAAUAUAUCACCACGACUCGCUGUUUGCAAGGUUUCAAGAUACUAGUAAAUAUAUUCCUAAAAUAAUUUUUUUAUUUCAUUUUUAUAAUUCCUAAUGACUACACUGCAGACUGCUUGGCUAGUGUUUUACUACUUCUUAUUUGUCAGGUUACAAAAGGUUACAUGGGGAAGCCUUGUGUUUUCUUUGAGAUUUUUUUUUUUAAUUUGCACUAUUUUGGAGGUUUGCAACACUGGAGUGUUAUUAUGCAGAAAAACGACCAGGCAUAUUUGCUUUAUUCCAUUGAGACGACUGUAAGUCGUGUGGGUUUCGGUCUGAGAAGGCACUUGCGGUUUCAAUUUUUUUUUUUUUUACUUUUAAAACUCAUCCUGUCACUCUGUCUCGACGUGCACUAUUACUACUGUAUGUUAUUGUCACGGCUCACCUGUUUAUUUAAGUUUGAUUAGGUCUUUGGCAUUCAACCACAGUGAUAGGAUACAACAGCCAUUUCAAGUCACGUCAGCGUCAUUCCUCACGCCGGAAGUUUCUGGAGAAACU